Messenger RNA from Metarhizium robertsii ARSEF 23, 4539 nucleotides. RefSeq names its product Ankyrin repeat-containing domain protein. Bases 1 to 4539 code for a protein of 1512 amino acids. The transcript is spliced from 7 exons. The record is from RefSeq and is a predicted model, not a curated record. Gene Ontology annotation, molecular function: protein binding. NCBI's taxonomy places the organism in Eukaryota, Fungi, Ascomycota, Sordariomycetes, Hypocreales, Clavicipitaceae.
AUGGCACUGCAAUCUAUGGCCCCAGACAAUGAUAUUCCGUUGCCUAGGAUACGGAAGGAUGGGAUAACAAUACUAUUUGACAAUACUUCGACAGAAGCUUCCAACAUCGAUAUUGUGUUCAUUCAUGGCCUCAAUGGCCAUCCCAAGGACACAUGGAGCCACAACGUGACGGGCUUCUUCUGGCCGUGGGAACUUCGGAAGGAGCUCGAAACUGUUAGGGUCAUGACAUUUGGGUACGAUGCAAGCUUUGACAAUGUUACAAAAAACUUUAUACGAAUAAAAGACAUCGCUGCCGCAUUCACCGAUAGUCUCGUGAACAAGCGAAGAACUACAGAGGAGAAGAAUAGGCCAAUCGUUUUCAUUGCUCACAGUCUUGGAGGACUAGUGGCUAAGGCUGCGACCGUGCUUGCGUCAGAAGCCCAAGCAUCCAGGGCCAAUGAUCUUGACAAAGUCUAUCCAUGUAUUGGAGCUUUCAUGUUCUUUGGCACGCCUCACGGAGGGAGCAAGGUUCUGGGUACAACAGGAGCGUGGAUCCUUCAGAAGAUGGCAAGGGCGGCAUUUAGACAGAUUCCUCCUAAGCUAGAAAGAGCUCUUGAACAGAACUCGGACGAGCUGCUCGACCUUGCCGAUAGCUUCCGCAAGGUAAGCCUCUACGUCGACUCGCAGCUUCUCAUUUCGACCUACUUUGAGCAGAAAGCGACGGUAUUUUUAAACGAAAGGAUAGUUGAUCCUGCUUCUGCGUCCAUACAAUACGCCCGGGCCGACGAUGCAAGACCUAUCAAUGCAGAUCACGUUGGUAUGGUCAAAUUUGAGAAUAACGAGGAUGGGAAUUAUGAGGAUGUCCUUGGCCGCCUUCAACGCUGGGUGGAAAAAUUGACCAUAGAAGGCCAUCCGGUAGUGGCAGGGAAAGCAGAAGAGUGCAUGCGAGCCAUGUACGAGAUAGCUGGCAACUACGAAAACCAGCGAGCGCAAAUUGACACGCCUAUUCCAGAGACUUGUCAAUGGAUUCUUUCACAUUGCAAAUACGAGGCGUGGAUAUCUGCCGAACAAUCUGCUCUCUUGUGGGUGACGGCUGAUGCAGGUUGUGGCAAGUCGGUGUUGGCAGGUUUCCUCAGCGACACUCUCGAGGAGACACAUCCCUCCUUGAUAUGUCCCUUCUUCUUCAAAUCUGGCUUGAAUCAAAGAAAUGAUUUGCGUCACGCGCUCUGUGCCUUGCUUCAUAGGAUCCUCUCCAAUCGACUGGCGUUGGUUCGAUGCCUUAUACAAGAUUUUCGCCAAAAGGGACCUGCAUUCCUCAGUGAUGUGAGGCGUUUAUGGGACAUUGUAUGUACCAUGACUCUCCAAAGAGACUGUCCACCUAUAUUAUGGAUUCUUGAUGCCAUUGACGAAUGCACCAAAUCGGCGAGGGAUCAAUUAAUACAAUUUCUUGCGUCAACCUUUUCGCAACAGCGAUUUGCUGGAUCGUUCAAAGUGCUUGUGACUAGCCGACCCUAUUAUGAGAUCCAGGCUCUAUUCACGGAUAAAACUAUUCGCCUUCGAGGAGAGGACGAGGCAUCAUCUGUCUCUCUUGACGUCGAAAGACUAAUUCACUUCAGAAUUGAGGAGAUGAAGGACGAGGGUUUUUUGAGCCCGAACAUCUACAAGCAAGUGCUAGCACAUUUGAUACAACGCGCUGACCGCACGUUUCUUUGGGCUACACUUGUUUUCGAGUCCCUCCGAAACUUGUCGUCUCGCUCUGAGUCCGAAGUGCUCAGGGCUGUCCAGAGGCUGCCUCCAACCCUCGAUAAAUUCUACGAGGAUGCGCUUGAAAGCUCGAGAGACAGGGAUGCAUGCAAGCGGCUUCUCCAAAUUAUUUUGGUAGCAACCAGACCGCUGUCUCUAGACGAAGUCAACAUUGCACUCAACAUUAAAGAAGACAAAUUUCGUGUCAGAGACCUGUGCGCAGAGCUUGAACCCGAUAUUGAGUUCCGGGUAAAGAACCUCGCUGGCUAUUUCAUACGCAUUGUCAAUUCAAGGGUAUUCUUUAUCCAUGAAACGGCCAGAGACUUUCUCCUACGGACAGAUGUGACCAAUAUCUCAUACUCGUGGAAAGGCUCCUUGACGCUGCCCGGAAGUAACCUCACUCUGGCCAAGAUCUGCAUCUCCUUCCUAAUUCAGGAUGAGUGGUCACUUCCAUCAAGUGUACGGGGCGCUAUGAUUCCGUCGAUACAAUUCGCAGCCAAGUUCUUGGAGGUACCAAAAGCCUUCGGCGUUCCUUUCAUGACCUUUUUCGAAUAUUCUGCUCACAACUGGUUUGUCCAUCUAGAAGAAGGAGACCUGGCCAUGGAGCCCAUCACCUACCCGAUAUUAUUUAGGCUGUAUAAUCCAAAAUUCCUAGGAGUUUGGUGGAGCUUUUACGCUGAUCGCGGGUUUUACGCAGCCGCUGUUAAUCAAAAGCACUACUAUUUGCAUCAUAUAGUAGCUAGAGGCCACUUCUCCGUUCUUAGGAGCAUUGAGAAGUUACCAUUCUUUAAUAUCUAUGAAGAUUCAAGGGGGCAAGGCGUUUUGGAGAUUGCCGCAAUAAAAGGCCAUGAGAAAAUUGUCCGAUGGCUUCUCAGCAACCAUGACAGAGCUAAAUUACAUUGCACCGAGGCUCUAGUGCUAGCCACCAAGUAUCGGAACGUUCCAAUCAUGAAAACGUUACUCGAAGCAGGUCUGAACAGCAAUGAGUGUCAGAUUAUCUCGUCAAUUGGAAGGGCUGUUCUUCCUCCCCCGACUGAGGCGGAAGGCUCAUGGGCGCAGGUUUUGACAACACUGCGUAAUGCUAAAGGGAUCGAACCAGAAGAUUUCCUUUCCGCUGCCACGUACUUACCAUUUUCGCAUUUAAAAGAUCUGUUUCAAGAGUUGAAGAAUAUGCACCUUUUCUUCCGCUGGAUGCUUCUCAAUAACUUUCGACUCUGGAUCAUCACCUUUCUAAUGCAUAGGCACGACCCGAGAAAAUACAUACUACAAGAUGCUCUAAGGGCGUUGAAAGAUGGGCAUCAUGAUGCCAUGUUUCAUCUCCUAGAAACGAUGCGAAAAGAUAUAAGGUGGAUAUCCGAGCGUCGGAGGUUGAAUAUUGUUUUCAUUCCAGAAGGAAAGCACCUUUGGUCAGACUUUUUCUCGACCUCACAACAUACACUCGAAAUGGGAAUCUUGGAGCUCUUCCACCCUGUCACAACGCAUGACCAAAACCCUUGGGAUUUAAGUGGAAAGAAGAGCCUUAAAUAUCCAGAGCAGAUGCCUCAAAAUCCGGAACUAAACUGGGAACUUUUUUCACGACCGGAGACUGUAUUUGAAUAUCUAGAUGACCUGGAGCCUCGCAGGCAAGAUAUUUUCCUCCUAGUGCUACAAACACUAGCAACAAUGAAGCCUAAAUCAUACGAAAUGACCCUCAUAUACGCUAUUUUGGUUCAUGAAGGGUUGGCCAUUUUCAUGUUCGAAAAUAGCCAGAAACUUGGUGGAGAAUUCAGGGUGCAGUUAGUCGCUCCUCUUGUGUGUCUCACUCGACGGACAUACUUACUUCAGCUAAUGUGCCGGACUGGCCUUGAUGUCAACCAGAAUGACUCCUUCGGAAUCUCACCUCUGCUUGCGGCUGUAGCGUCAGGGGAUGAAGACAUUAUACAAUACUUGAUUACAUUGCGAGCGAGGCCAGAUGAGCCUUGCCAUGCACAUUUCCAAGAAGACGAAUAUGGGAUGUCUAAUUCCAGUAUCAGAUUCUUGCGAGUUAUUUGGCAAAGGGUGUUCCUUCCCAGCGACCCUGUGCCAUUACUACCUAUAGGUCUUGCAGCACGCAGCCGGCAAAAGAAUAUAGUAAAGCUGCUCAUGGCAAAUGGAGCGAGCCCGUGGCAGGAGGCUUUGCUAUCCUACAAACCCUUCAAAGGAAAGGCCAGCCAAUGCUCCGUAUUCGACGUUGCUGCGAGAGACUUGUUCCUCCCUGAAUUGUUGCAAUGGAUUAUUCAGAAUAGCAAGGACGUUUCUCAUAUUUUGGACCAACGCGAUGCCUGUACAGGCAAAACUCUCCUUCAUUGGGCGGUUCGAGCGGGGGACGAAUCAAUGAUUGAUGAAAUGAUCUGCCAGCGAGCACCAAUUAAUGCCCAGGAUGACGAUGGACUUACACCACUUCAUGAAGUCACGAUGGGCGUUGGCCAAGGUUUGCUUCCCAACGCAUUUACCAUGGUGAAGCAGCUUCACUUGGGAGGUGCUGAUCUGACAAUUCAGAAUCACCAUGGCAAAACACCUCUUCAAAGUGCUCUUGUGGGAAAAGAUUAUACAGAGUUAUCGAGAUCAAUCCUGGAAGCGAUUGUUGACUAUCUAUCCAGGGCUCCAAAAUGGGGUUCUAACCAGCUAGAUCAAGACGCUAUCCGGGCGGCACACAAACAAGACUUAAUAACCGCAGCCAUCAGAAGACAAGCGUCAUUCUCUAUGAACACACCACCAAGCAAUGCAGAUUUUGAAGAUUUUGAAGAAGACGAUGAGGAAGAACAUACCACCGACGAUGAGUGUGGAGGACGGGCUUGA